Messenger RNA from Galleria mellonella (greater wax moth), 575 nucleotides. Its product is annotated as zinc finger protein 593 homolog. NCBI's taxonomy places the organism in Eukaryota, Metazoa, Arthropoda, Insecta, Lepidoptera, Pyralidae. Gene Ontology annotation, molecular function: nucleic acid binding; zinc ion binding. The coding region runs from base 120 to 575 and encodes 151 amino acids. The record is from RefSeq and is a predicted model, not a curated record. The transcript has 2 exons.
UGUCAAUUGUCAUUGCUGUCAACUGUUAGAAGUGAAUUAAUUCAUUCAAUGAGUAAUUGCACGUUUUCUUUGUUUUUUAUCGAUUUAAUUAAUAAUUAUCAUUUAUAUAUAUCACUAUAAUGACAUACAAACGUAAGAAAUAUCACCACGGGGAUACUCAUCUCAAGAAACGUUGGAGAGUGCGCAACAGAAAAAAGGAUUUGGAUCAGAUUGACGUAGAUUUGAAAGAAGAAAACGCUGAGAAAUUACUCAACCAGAAUGUGGAUCUAGACUUACCUGGUGCAGCGCAACACUACUGCUUACAUUGUGCUCGGUACUUUAUCGACGAGCAAGCCCUUAACGAGCAUUUUAAGACAAAAGUACAUAAGCGGAGAUUAAAGGCUUUGGAGUUAGAGCCUUACAGCAUUGAGGAGUCAGAAAGGGCAGCUGGUCUUGGUAGUUUCAAGUUACCCACCAAAAGAAAAAUUGUGUCCCAAAACUCUAAUAAGUCUGACAUAGUCGAUAGAGACGGUGAUAUUGUUUUGGAAGAAGAAAGUCCCAAUAAAAAGAAGAAACCUGAUGAAAAUGCUACGUAA